AUGCAGGCCCAGGGUAUGAUUGAACAUUUGCGCAAGGUCAAGGACGACAAAUGCUGGGAUCUUGCAGAUGUUUGCCUUGCUCAAUGUGAAACUGUCACUCAUCGGAUGAGUGAUGGGACGUACCUCGAUUUCCGAAGGCAGCGAGCAGCACGAGCGCAAAACUCGAGCACCACAGGGCUUACUGCCAGUGACACAGACAGUCCAUUGGCUCAGGUGAGGACGAAUAGUGGCCAGACAAACAAUGAUGCACUGCGAGGCACCGUAUUCGAUCCCCAACCUUCAGAUACAUCGGUGGAGCUUCAUGACGUCAGAGGAAGCCAUUUUGACUUUGGAACACAAGAGGUUGGUGGAUUCUAUGGACUAAACACUCUCCUGGACAACCAAUGGGAUGAGUUUGGAUAUAUGUCAGAGCCUCACGUAUGGGAGUACCCUAGUUUGGACGAUCAGAUCAAGUUUUAG
Molecule: messenger RNA, 459 nt
Organism: Exophiala bonariae
Lineage: Eukaryota; Fungi; Ascomycota; Eurotiomycetes; Chaetothyriales; Herpotrichiellaceae
Exons: 2
Coding region: 1-459 (152 amino acids)
Source: RefSeq, a predicted model, not a curated record